AUGAAUUGUAUCCGCAGGGUAUUUUUCGUUGCCGGUCGGUGCAAUAAGUAUUUUUCUACUGCCACUAAGUGUGCACCGAAAAUUUCUAUUUUGGGUGCAUGUGGCGGCAUUGGUCAACCAUUAGCUCUCCUUAUGAAACAGUCAUUGUUUGUUUCGGAAAUUGCUCUCUAUGAUAUUGCAAAUGCCGCAGGUGUAGCUGCCGACUUGAGUCACAUCGAAACUCGCCCUACUGUCACUGGUCAUACUGGACCUGAUGAAUUAAAGAAGGCUCUUGAAGGUUCGAAGGUCGUGCUUAUUCCUGCCGGUGUCCCACGGAAGCCAGGUAUGACUCGCGACGACUUAUUCUCGAAGAAUGCGUCUGUGGUGGCGGACCUUGCAAGGGCCUGUGCAAAGCACUGUCCUGAGGCGAUGAUUUGUGUAAUUACGAAUCCGGUGAACAGCACGGUGCCGAUUGCAGCCGAGAUGCUGAAGAAGGAGGGUGUGUAUGAUCCGAAACGACUAUUUGGUGUGACGACCCUAGACAUUACCCGAACCAACACGUUCAUCGCUAGUGCCAAGGGCUUGGACGUUUCUAAAGUUACAUGUCCUGUCAUCUGUGGCCAUUCUGGCAAUACAAUCAUUCCCGUUAUAUCUCAGUGCAACCCAGCAGUAUCCUUCCCCCUGGAAAUUCGUGAAGAAAUUACCGCUCGUAUUCAGAACGCUGGAACCGAAGUUGUGAACGCAAAGGCUGGAGCGGGUUCAGCAACUCUUGCCAUGGCCUACGCAGGCGCACGCUUUGCCAACUCGCUUCUGCACGCGAUGAAGGGCCAAGCCAACAUUGUCGAGUGUGCCUUUGUUGAAUGCGAUGUAGCCGAUACCGAAUUCUUCGCGUGCCCUGUUCUCCUUGGGCCAAACGGUGUUGAAAAGGUGUAUGGAAUCGGCAACCUGAUUGAGUACGAAAUCAGUCUACUGAAGAAGGCGUUACCGGAGUUACGAAAGAACAUCGAGAGAGGCAAGAAAUUCGCUUCCUCCUACUAA
Messenger RNA from Mesocestoides corti, 1017 nucleotides. Lineage: Eukaryota; Metazoa; Platyhelminthes; Cestoda; Cyclophyllidea; Mesocestoididae. The record is from the annotation of a GenBank genome assembly.